UGUCCCUAUGAUGUGAUUGGUGGGAGCCACAAAAGUACAGCAGCUGUACUUUUGUUCUACCGCUUGCUCUUCAUCCCUGGUCUCUGCCUCAACACCACGGCUCUCUGGGUGCUAUGUACACACAUCAGUAAGAAGACCAAGGCAGUGAUCUUCAUGGUGAACCUGGCUCUAGCUGACCUCCAUGUCAUGUCUUUGCCUCUGAGGAUCCACUACUACCUUGACCAUCACCUUCCUGGUGAGAACACACUGUGUCUGUUCUGUUUCUACCUCAAAUACCUCAACAUGUUCACUUCCAUCACCUUCCUGGUGUGUAUCAGUGUCCAGAGGUGUGUGUUUUUGCUACAGCCCUUCUAUGCCCGGCGGUGGAGACGGCGUUAUGACCUGUUGAUCAGCGCCACCGUGUGGCUGGUGGUGGGAAUAGGUUGUUCUCCUUUUAUUAUCAUGAGGAUCAGCAACAGCACUGUACCCAGCCAAUACACCCCUAGCCCCAGUACCAGUCUUAUACCCAGCUCUAACCCCAGCCAAUACACUGGUAGUCCUAUUCCAUACUCCACACCCUCCACCUUACCUUACACAAGACCCAUCGACGGCUGUUUUAAGGACCUGCCCACCAGGAAACUGCCCCUUCCCCUGGUGGCAGCCAUGAUGGUGCUUGCGGAGCUGUUUGGGUUUGUGUUACCGCUCAGUGCCAUCAGUUACUGCUCUCUCCGGAUCGCUCACUCACUGAAACAGAGACAGGACAGCCGCUGCCCCUCGACCAGCCAGGCCCAACCCUCAGCCCAGACAGACAGAGAGCACCACCACAACCACCCCUGCCCCUCGACCAGCCAGGCCCAACCCUCAGCCCAGACAGACAGAGAGCACCACCACAACCACCGCUGCCCCUCGACCAGCCAGGCCCAACCCUCAGCCCAGAUGAACAGGCCGAUCGACAAAGAAAAGCGUCGUGCCCUGAGGAUGGUUAUGAGCUGCUCGGCUCUAUUCCUGUUCUGUUUCGCUCCGUACCACGUCAAUUUCCUGUUGUACGUGAUGGUGUCUCAGGAUAUAGUGUCCCACUGCCCCACGAUGCUGGUGGUGCGUAAUUUCCACCCUGUUUCUCUGUGUGUAGCCAGUCUUUCCUGCUGUCUGAACCCUUUGUUAUAUUACUUCCUCACUGCAGAGUUCAGACAGCACCUCUCCCAACGCACCUCCUCCCUCUCCUCCUCCAUUAGAGGCCGGCUCAUGAGCCUGGAAAGCACCUCCUCUUUUAGGGAGUAACACCUCCUGUAGGGAGCACUUUGUCUCCUCCUUCUCUCCUCAAUCAAUCAAAUGUAUUUAUAUAUCCCUUCUUACAUCAGCUGAUAUCUCUAAGUGC
Salvelinus sp. IW2-2015 is the source of this 1354-nucleotide messenger RNA. RefSeq names its product putative P2Y purinoceptor 10. Gene Ontology annotation, cellular component: plasma membrane. The record is from RefSeq and is a predicted model, not a curated record. Gene Ontology annotation, molecular function: G protein-coupled receptor activity. Gene Ontology annotation, biological process: phospholipase C-activating G protein-coupled receptor signaling pathway; positive regulation of Rho protein signal transduction. Lineage: Eukaryota; Metazoa; Chordata; Actinopteri; Salmoniformes; Salmonidae.